Funneliformis mosseae is the source of this 630-nucleotide messenger RNA. NCBI's taxonomy places the organism in Eukaryota, Fungi, Glomeromycota, Glomeromycetes, Glomerales, Glomeraceae. The record is from the annotation of a GenBank genome assembly.
AUGGAUAUCAAAGAUCAAGACCAUAAUAACGAAAGAGUUUCGGUUGAAGCUCAAUCUAAUGGUCAGGCACAAGAACCUGACCAGCAACAGCAAGACCAGCAACACAGAUAUGAUAUGACGGCGUAUACAAGCUUGGCUACUCCUAACCAAACUGUAGUAGUCGAUCCGGCUCUUCAAUCUGAUCAUACGAAAUCAUCUGGUUCUUAUGGUGUUAAUUAUCAACCGUAUGGCUUGAUCAUGAGUCCAAGCCCUUAUGUUCUUGGAACUUCCAGCACCCCCCCUGCAGCAACACCAGGAAUGGAUGAACAGGAAGAACCUCUUUAUGUGAAUGCUAAACAGUAUCACAGAAUUUUGAAACGUCGAGCUGCUAGAGCAAAACUUGAGGCUGAAAAUAAGAUACAUAGAGGAAGAAAGAAAUACCUUCAUGAAUCUCGUCAUAAGCACGCCAUGCGACGACCUCGUGGACCAGGUGGUCGCUUUCUUACCGCUGCUGAAAUUGCUGAACUAGACCGGAAGAAGGAAGAAUCAUCUCCUCAACCACAAGUUUCUCAGCAAAAUGGUUCUGGAUCGGAUACCCUGAAUCUAAUAGUAGAGAAUGGCAUCAGCAAGAAAUCCGCAAAUGAUAAAUAA